Sceloporus undulatus (fence lizard) is the source of this 6958-nucleotide messenger RNA. RefSeq names its product dystrobrevin beta-like. NCBI's taxonomy places the organism in Eukaryota, Metazoa, Chordata, Lepidosauria, Squamata, Phrynosomatidae. Gene Ontology annotation, molecular function: zinc ion binding. Gene Ontology annotation, biological process: synaptic signaling. Gene Ontology annotation, cellular component: plasma membrane; synapse. The record is from RefSeq and is a predicted model, not a curated record.
GAGGAGCCUCGUCCUGAGGGGAGCGAGAGGCGGCGAGGAGAAGAGCCUCCAGCGGCGCCGGGGGCCGGGCUGGGCCUCGCGCUUGCCCCGCUCCGGAGGAAGGACCGGCCGAGGAGGAGGAGGAGGAGGAAGUAAGAUGAUUGAGGAGAGUGGAAAGAGGAGGAGGACGAUGGCUGAGAAGAGGCAGCUGUUUAUGGAAAUGAGGGCUCAGAAUUUUGACGUCAUCCGACUCUCAACAUAUCGGACUGCCUGCAAACUGAGAUUUGUACAAAAAAGAUGUAACCUUCACCUUGUGGAUAUCUGGAACAUGAUUGAAGCCUUCCGAGAUAAUGGCCUUAACACAUUGGAUCACAACACAGAGAUCAGUGUGUCUCGACUAGAAACCAUCAUUUCAUCCCUCUACUACCAGCUAAAUAAACGCCUUCCUUCCACUCACCAGAUCAGCGUGGAGCAAUCCAUCAGCCUUCUCCUCAACUUCAUGAUUGCAGCAUACGACAGUGAGGGUCAUGGAAAGUUGACAGUGUUCUCCAUAAAAGCAAUGUUGGCAACUAUGUGUGGAGGGAAAAUUCUGGACAAGCUAAGAUAUAUUUUCUCUCAAAUGUCAGAUUCCAAUGGAUUGAUGGUAUUUUCUAAGUUUGACCAGUUUCUGAGAGAAGUCCUGAAACUUCCCACGGCUGUAUUUGAAGGACCUUCCUUUGGAUAUACAGAAAACUCGGUGCGAACCUGUUUCCCUCAGCAGAGGAAGGUGACGCUAAACAUGUUUUUAGACACGUUAAUGGCUGAUCCGCCGCCCCAGUGCUUGUGGGCACCUCUCAUGCACAGACUUGCCCUGUAGAAAAUGGUGAUCUCUCCAUCCCCGUCGGAAUGUUCUUACUGCCGGUGUGAGAGCAUGAUGGGCUUCCGGUACCGGUGCCAGCGAGCCCACAACUACCAGCUCUGCCAGAACUGUUUCUGGAGAGGGCACGCCAACGGCCCUCACAGCAACCAGCACCAGAUGAGACAUUCUUCUUGUCCUGCCAGGCCCAGUGGCUACUCCUGCUGCCUUCCUCACACAUGGGAUGGAGAAGCCUUCAUUGCCUCCUCUUCCUCCAUCAUCCGUCCUGAGACCAGGUUGCAAGACAUGAGAAAAUCGCCUGCCAAGAAGCUGAGCCAUGCCAUUAGUAAGUCUCUGGGUUGUGUGCCCACGAGAGAACCGCCUCACCCCGUCUACCCGGAAGAACCCGAGAAGCCCCUUGACCUGGCCCACAUCGUCCCUUCCCGGCCACUCACCAACAUGAAUGAUGCCAUGGUGACCCACAUGUCCUCCGGGGCCCCCACGCCAACUAAAAGGUUGCAGUACAGUCCGGCCCGCUCCGACCGGCUCAGCGACGAGCAUGCGCUGAUAGCCGCCUAUGUCAGCCGCCUCCAGAGUGGUCCACGCAGCGUCCUAGACAGCCCCAGCCGACUGGAUGAGGAGCACCGGCUCAUUGCGCGGUACGCUGCCCGUUUGGCGGCAGAAGCUGGAAAUACGCCACGGCCGCCAGCAGACCUAGGGUUCAACUUUGAUGCCAACAAGCAACAAAGGCAGCUGAUAGCAGAGCUAGAAAACAAGAACAGAGAGAUCCUGCAAGAGAUCCAGCGCCUACGACUGGAGCAUGAACAGGCCUCCCAGCCCACGCCAGAGAAAGCCCAGCAGAACCCCACACUCCUGGCGGAGCUCCGGCUCUUGCGGCAACGGAAGGAUGAGCUGGAGCAGCGAAUGUCAGCUCUUCAGGAAAGCCGCCGAGAGCUGAUGGUGCAGCUGGAAGGGCUCAUGAAGCUGCUCAAGGAAGAGGAACAAAAGCAGGCAGCUCAGGCUGCGGGUUCUCCGCACACUUCCCCGACCCACGGGACCGGACGCUCGAUGCCCAUGCCCGUCAGGUCCACCUCCGCAGGCUCCACCCCAACGCAUGGGCCCCAGGACUCCCUGGCCGGCGUCGGUGGAGAUGUUCAGGAAGCUUUUGCACAAGGAACUCGGCGGAACCUCCGAAACGAUUUGCUGGUAGCGGCCGAUUCCAUCACCAACACCAUGUCAUCUUUGGUGAAGGAGCUUCAUUCAGGCGGAGAGGAAGGAGGCGAGGAAGAGGAGGACAAGAUGCAGAAUGGGAAGGACCGAGGUUAAGUGGAAGGACAUGGACUGGCCAGCGAUUCAAGUCAAGAGAGGUGACCUCCUGUUCUACAGCCGCCUUCGCAGCCUUCCAACGAGGCAUGUGCCAGCUGACCCAUCCCACCAUCGUGAAGCCGUGACGAUCACAACUGCAGCAGCGAAGCAGCCGGCCUCCUUCCAGUGGACAGAGCCACUUUCCUGGGGGCGGGUGGGGGGGCAUCUCCUUAGGUUUGCAUGUCCUGUUUCCAUGGGUGUCCCAGUGCUAGUAAUUGGACAGAGACUCAUCUCCGUUUCAGCAAGGAAACCUUUCCGAGAGGAGCUUCCAAAGAGCCAGGCCACCCUCCUGUGAAUACCACCCUCCCUGCCCAACCCACACAUCACCAUCUUCACCUGGCAGCUCCACCCGUGACCUCCCAUGCCUCACUUGCACGCCAGAGACAUUUCCUUGUGCCCAUGGCAUGCGAUGGAAGACCGGUCGGGGACUCCUCGUGCAAUGGUGGUGACUGCUUCUCUCGUGCAGGUGAAUGUUGGGCGCCUGCUCAUCUGUUGCUGCUGUGCGUGCAUGCAUGUGGAUGUGAAUGUGUGUGGAUGUGGGACAUAGCGCAGGUACGGAGUGGGUGUGGCAAGGAAAGUGGGUCCACCCUGUGUCAGCCGGAGCAGAUGCCACAAAGUGUGGCCCGUGGACAGAGGAGAUCCACAAGAACUUCCACUGUGCAAAUCCCAUUUUGUGAUGCUUGGAGCAGCAUUAGAAUAAUACCAUGCCCUUGCCCAGCUCUGGUUCCUUUGAAUGGGGAUUAUGCAGGACAACACCUGGUGGAUUGUGCCUCGUGUUUGUUUAACAAGAUGGGCUACCAUUUGGAUUCUCCAUGAUGGGCACCCCACGCCACACAUCUCAUCCUGGCAUCAGGACCCAGGAGGAGCCCUGUGGAGAUUCCUCAGAGUACAGGAUUUAGUGUUGCAGCUGUUAUGUCUUGGGUUUCUAAGCUUUGAGGCAUCUUUGAGCCUGGCAUCCCCAGGUGGCUCUCAUCUGCCACCUUUGGUUACUCAAAAGGGGAGCCUCGCUACCUAUGCCCCUUUCCUCCAAGUUUAUGGGCAGGCUGCUCCAAGUGGAUAGGUGAAGGGCAUCGAUUUCCCCGUCGGGAGAGUAUGAGGUCAGUGAUAAACCUGCUGAGUGAAUGGGAGGGUUGUGCCAAGGAGGGAGCGGUCAUCUCCCUGUGUUCCCCUUCGACAGUAGAGGCAAAGUGGGUGAACAUCAGGACUGGAGAUUGGGUCCAAACUAAAUAUUGUGAAUGAGCCAGCAGUCAGGCAAAGGAAUAAGGAUUUAACUUUUUCAGGAGCACCAGUUAGCAGGCAGACUCUUGAGUCCUUUGGUGAACUGGGAGGACCUUCUGUGUGUUGGUUUGGUGUGGUGGGCUGCAUCUGGGAAGGCAGGAGGUGUAGUUUCCAUUCUGUGGAGGUGAGAGAGCUCUAUGAAGCUUCAGCAUUCAACUGCGUAAUUGUUUGUGAAGCCCUGAACCUCAGGACUACCAAGUUGAGGCUUGAUUUGCCAACAGACCCCUGUGCCCCCCACCCAACCACCUUCUAGGGGGAGUUUCUGCUCCUGUCUCUUAUCUUCUUCUUUGCUCAGGGAGAGCCUGAACAUAAGGCAUGGCCACUGUCUGAAGAGAUGGGCACCUUCACGCUGCAAACCAGUUCCUGGGUGAAACAGCACUGGCAGUGGCAAACGCAGAAAAAUCUGCACAUGGAGACAGGAUUGUUUUCCCAUUUUUUGAAGGACUGGUAAGCACAGGGCCUUGGCAAACCAACAACCAUCCCAGUUCUUGAAUGAUAAGAGAAAAAGAAGAGAUGGGCCCUUCUCGAAGUUCUCAAAGCUUACCUCCUGGCUCCCACCACAACCACCUCCAUUUUAGCCAAAUUGUGUGUUUGUGUGUGUGUGUGUGUGUGUGUGUCCCUUCCCUCCCCACUUUGCUUUCAGAAACAGUCCCUAAGGGUCUGGCCCAGAAGGAAAAGAGGCCAGGAGCCCCUCACCCACCAGCUGGAUGGGUCUGGGGAAGUGGCCAGGGUCUUGGAUCCAUUGCAUGGGCUGGAAGGGACUCCAAAGUCAAUUGGGUCCCCCUCUUGGAUAGACACGGGAUACAGGUGUCUAUCCAAGAGGCAUGGGGAAACCUCCCAAAGUGAAGCCCACCACCUUCCAGGGUGGUCUGCUUUGUUCCUUGUGGCCUGGGCAUCGGGAGGUCCUGUUCCCACAAUGCCAACAGCUGUUAUCCUUCACCAACUGGUCUUCUUCUUCAAGCCACUUGCAUUAGGACCAGUGCAACCCAAGGAUAAGGAUUUUUAUCAUGUUUAUUUUGGCAUACUAGCCAGCGUUACAGAUGCAGCCAGAUGUUGGCCCACUUGUAAGACCAGUCACAGGCUAAAGACAUCAUGCCAUGCCUGGUCCCCCUCCUCAACCUGGGAGCAGGAGGACAACAACAAUGGUGACAACGACAACCUUAGAAGACCAUUUUUUUCUCCGUUGUAGCAUGUCUGGCCUUGGCAGUCUUUUCCGUCCUGCUGCUUCUUGCAGUCAGCAUCCAGCCUCCCUGAACUCCAUGUUCUCCAGAUGGCAGGGAGUGUAACUCCCAGAAUCCCUAGGCAUACUAGCUGGAGGUGAUGGACAUUCUAGUCCAAGGCAUCUGGAGAGUACCAAGGAAUCAGGAGACAGUUGAUUUGGACCAUCCAUCCUCCUUCCUGACUUCCAUCUGCCCAAGGAAAGGAAGCAAAACAGAUCUCUUUCUGUUUCCUAGCUUCUCCUUUUGUUUUCCUGAAAACCUGAGGAGGGCUGCAGAGAAGCUUCAGGGGCCAGAAAACCCAGAAGGAAAGUGUAAUCACAGAAUUGUGGAGUUGGAAGGGCUCCCAAAGACCCUCUAGACCACCCCUCUGCCAGUGGAGGAAAUCCACAGCCGCAGCACCCUGCAGAGAUGGCCUCUUGUUUAAGACCUCCAAGAACAGUUUUAAGGCCUCCAAGGACCUGCUGAAAGAGUCCAUUCCACUGUCAAACAGCUUUGACAAAUUUUUCCUAAUAUUUAGUUGAAACUUCUUUCCUCAUCGUUGGAAUUGGCUGCUUUGGGGCCUGCCUCUGGAGAUGCUCCAUCCUUCACCUGAGAGCCCUUCUGAUGUUGGGUGUCCAAGGAAAACUAGCAACUGCAAUUUGGAGCGAGAGCAAAUUGGCAUCUUCAGUAACCUGGGAAGAGGUGUCUUUGGAGAAUCUGGCGUGGGUGUUAUUGCUGCAUUCCCUCCUUCAUCACAGAAACUGGGAGGCACACACUGGGCAAGUUGGCCUCAGUGGACAAUUGGGAUGGACCCAAUUGAUUGAGAAAGAGUGGCAGAAAGAACUCCUGCUAAAGGUUCCAAGCUCCUGGUUGCCACCUGCCUGUGGUGGCCUGGGGCCAUGGCCCUGGGGGCACUCACUGUCCUGCAGCCAGCCUUGUUGACCAUUCCUAUUGCUGUCUUGCAGAGGUGAAAUCCUUAAGUGGGCACACGAAGUGCCAAGGCUCCAGCUUCCUGCAAAAGGUGGCUCUGGUUGUCUGCUCUUUGUUCAAGCCCUGACAAGACAGACGACGGAGGUUUGCAGCUUGGAUUUGUGCUGUGUGACCCCCAGGGCCACGUUCCUGGAUCGCGUCACCCACAGCCCCAUAUAUUUUCGCCUACAAAGUGAUUCAGCAGAUGCUUCACAUUACCAGCGCCAAGAGGGGCUGGGGGCUUGGCCCUGAGCCAGGCUCCAAGCCUUCCUGAGUGGGCGAGAGAUCCGAGGGGCAGCUGGGGGCUUAUCCCAUCCUGUGGGCCUCCUGGAGGGGCUGAGGAAUGGUUCCCUUCUCUUCCUUCAGGAGACAGGUGUGCCACCAAACCGUUGGCCAACUACUCCAAGGUCAGGGUUGGCCAUUUAAGUUGCAGAGGCCUUUACUCAGAGGGUGGUUGAUUGCAUGAGAUGCAGUGGUGCUCCCUUGAUGCACACUGAGGAGAAUGGAUUCCUAAAAUUGGAAGGGAACCUAAGGGCCAUCUAGACUAACCCCUGCUAUGUAAGAGUUGCCAGCUAAAGCAUUCCUGAAAGAUACCCAUCUAACUUCUGGUUAAAGACCUCUAAAGAUGGGAAAUCCACCUGCCACUGUGGAAGAUCUCACUGUCCAGAACUUCCUAAUGUUUAGGUGGAAUCUGUUUUCUUCUCAUUUGAAGCCAUUGGUUCCUGUUCUAGUUGCUGGACUGACACAAAACAAGCUUGCCCCCUUUUCUGUGUGUCACCCUUUCAGAUAUCCAACAAUGGCUACCAUGUCACCCCUCGGUCUUCAAGCUAAGCAUCUCCAGCUCCCUCAGCCCUUCCUCAUAAGUCUUUAUUUCCAGACCUUUGACCAUCUCAGUUGCCCUCCUCUGGACAUGCUCUGGCCUUUCAACAUCCCUCUUGAACUGUGGUACUGAGAACUGGACACAAGAUUCCUCCAGGUGAAGUCUGAAUGAAGUGGCAUGGUUACCUCUCUUGGUCUGCAUAUUAUAGUUCUGUGGAGGCAGCCUUCCUUGAACUUCCACCAGCCUGCCCAAGCCUUUCAUCUCCCAAAAGCUGGGGGGCACAGCUUUUGCCUCUCCUGGGACAAGCCACAAAGGCAGGGACCAGCACCCCCCAAGUACAAGUAGAGCUCACUUUGUAGGCUUCCACAUGGACCCAAACAUCCUAUCUGCAUCACAGAAUCAUAGAAUCCUACAAUAGAGUAGGUCAUUGGUAUCUGCUGGGGUUUGGUACCAGAAUCAUAGAAUCCUAGAGUUGGAAGAGACCGCAAGGGCCCUGUUCCAGUCCAACCCCAU